AUGUUUCCUGAUCCAACUGGUAGUCUGGGACUCGUUCAGAUCCGCAAGAUCAUACAAGCCAAGAAACAAAGGCGACUGCCUGAUGUCUUCUCUUCUGUCUUCGACGACGCCGGUCAAGGCGUGCACACAGUCGCUCAUCACGUCCUUGGCAAGAAAUCAUUCUGGACAAGGGACCCAGAGAACGUGAAGACCAUUCUCUCCGCCAAGUUUUCCGACUGGCAGCUUCCCGCGGCUCGGGUGACUGCCUUCAAACAGUGCUGGGGUGGUGGCAUCUUUGGCGCUGAUGGCCACCAGUGGAAACACUCCCGUGCUUUGCUCCGUCCAGCGUUUGGACGCAGCCAGAUUCAGGAUAUUGAGCUGAUCGAACAUCACUUUGUCAAUCUUGUCAAGCGAAUUCCCGAGAACGAGGUCUUUGACUUGACAGACUUAUUUCCCAUGUUUACCAUGGAUAUCGUGACAGAUAUGCUCUUUGGGGAGACAACAGGCUGCCUCGACCCGUCCAAGGCGGAAGAAGGCCAGAAGUUCGCUUCCUGCUUCAACUACAUUAUGCAGAGAAUGUCGCUUCGGCUCUCUGCGCCACUGCUCGCCAUGCUGCCCGACUUCAAGCUGCAAAAGGCCGUCAAAUUUGUCUACGAGUUUGCCGAUUACUUCAUCAACGAGGCACUUAAGCGCCGAGCUGGCGGCGGGAAGGACAUGGAUCAGGAGUCGCAUCUUGGCAAGAGGAAGCACUGUUUUCUCGACGAGAUUGCCACCGACGGAGAGACUUCCGAGGCACUCCGUGGUGAGAUGCUGAGCACAAUGGUUGCAGGUCGCGACACAACUGCCUCCCUCCUCGGCAUCCUGUGGUGGCACCUCCCUCGCAGACCCGACAUUCUCAGCAGGCUGCGCGAGGAGGUUGCAUCUCUUGGCGGAAACGCCCCUGAUGCGAGAUCAAUGAAGGACCUGAAAUACUUGGAAAAGGUUGUCAAUGAAGUCCUACGCCUUUACCCUAUCAAUCCGAUCAACUCAAGGACUGCCCGUGUCGAUACAAUACUCCCUCAGGGCGGGGGUGAAGAUGGCAUGUCACCUAUCUUCGUUGCCAAGGGUGAGACUGUUGUAUUCAGCUCCUUGGCAAUGCACAGGAGAAGGGACAUCUUUGGCGAAGAUGCCGGCAUCCUCAACCCAGAUAGGUGGGACACAAAGAGACCUUCGACCUGGGAAUACAUACCCUUCGGUGGCGGUCCACGAAUGUGUCUCGGUCAGCAACUUGCGCUGCUCGAAGUGGCGUACACGACUGCUCGGUUGGUGCAGACAUUUUCCGGCAUUGAGCCUAUCGGUGGCGAUGUGUUUGUAGAACAGUUUGCGAUGGCUUUGACAAGCGGAGAUGGGUGCAAAGUCCGCCUCAGCAGGGCAUAG
Molecule: messenger RNA, 1395 nt
Organism: Emericellopsis cladophorae
Lineage: Eukaryota; Fungi; Ascomycota; Sordariomycetes; Hypocreales; Bionectriaceae
Product: cytochrome protein
Exons: 4
Coding region: 1-1395 (464 amino acids)
Molecular function (GO): oxidoreductase activity, acting on paired donors, with incorporation or reduction of molecular oxygen, reduced flavin or flavoprotein as one donor, and incorporation of one atom of oxygen; iron ion binding; heme binding
Source: RefSeq, a predicted model, not a curated record